GAAGAAACGAAGAAGACAACAGUUACGGUUUCUGUCAGACUAAUAAGAUCCUUUGAAUAUAGAAGUAUCAAAUAUGUUGUUUUCAAAGACGUGUUACUGGAUCAAACUGCUGAGGAUUUCAUUAAAUUCGUUAAAACAGGUAACUACAUAGGGAAGGUCACAAUUCAAGUUGCGAAGAUUUCCGUAUAACCCCAUACAUUUAUUAUGCAUGCAGCAAUUUCAUCCUUUUCCUCACAAAUAGGUUAAUAUGAAUAGCGUCGAAACAUGUAUGCAUAAAAUUGGGAUUUUACGGAAUGCCUACAGUUUUUAUACACACUUUGCAAAGCUGAAUUUUUUAAAAAAAGGCAGUCCAUUUAUUUUUUUCAAUGAAUUUUUAGUGAUCAGGUAUUGUACUUGUUUGUAGAGAUAAAGAAAAGACCUGAUGUUCCUCCUCCUUUCAAAACUUUUGCUUAUGGUAGGUACUCCUACGUUCACUGAUGUUCAUAAUAAAUUUAUGCCUGCUUACAUAGUACCUAACAAGCUAUAAAACCUGUUCAUUGCGUUGCAGAGAUUCCAACCCCUUUUUGAGGGAAAACAGGGAGUAUUUUUUAGCACUGAAGGCGCUCACAGAAGUGCCCAAGGCUCUAGGGAAAUUUUGCAAACUGAGUUUCUCUCAAGUGGCAUUUCCUGCAUUUUGAUAUCAUUUCUGUGGUAUUCUGUAAGGUCUUUAUUCUUAUCACAAAUGUCUUUGGGUUUUUCUUUGCUGUUGUUAAUCCAUCGUUUCAGAAUCAAACGGGGAGAUUUCUUUCACUGCUUUUACACCAUGGCCACUUUGAAAAAUCAUGAAUAAUUUAUUGUAAACUUAAUGUCCACAAGGUAUAAAGGCUGCAUUCAGUGGAGAGCCACACUGGUAUGGGUUCUGUUAUACUCUCUACUAUUGUCACAAACACUCUAAACCUUCCGUAUAGACUGCUGGCCUUAUGAGUCAGCACAGCACACAGUGUUGAGACGGUGAAUACUUAAGAUAAGCAAUUUUUUCCUCGUCUUCAGAACGUCAUGAUAGAUUGGGAGAAUCUGAUAAAAAUCCGGAGAGCAGGAGGCAACACAUCAAAUCAGGAGACUCCCAAUAAAAUCGUCAGGGUUGGAAUCUCUGCCCCCAAAGAAUUCCACAAUUUUUUAUUCUACCUCUAAAGAAAUCCUCCAUUUUUAUAACUUUCCCCUGAAGAAUUCUAUUAGUCAUCAACCAGCGUGGUAUGAAAUUAAAUGCAUUAGCACAAACGGAUUUCCUGUACAAAUUUUCUUGGCUUAGUUAUAAUUAUCUACGUCACAGAAUUAAGGAAUCCAUUUUGUUAAUUUGGGGGGAAUCCAGAUGUACAGUAGAACCCCUGUAACUCAAACUCUGAAGGAAAAAGAAAAACAGUUCAAGUUAGAGGAGGUUCCAGUCAUUGAGGUCGAUUGAAUUUUCAAUUUGUCGUGUAAAUAAUUGAGAUUUUACUGAUAUUUCAGCAUGUCAGUAAACAUCAGAGUGCAAUUAAAACUUAUCUCAUCAGAAACUGUAACACAACUAUGCAUUUUUACAACAGGAAAUGAAUAUGUGAUCUGUUCAUUGCACUUAUUUAAAAAAACUGCUGUAGUGUGAGUCUUAGUGACACGACAAGAAGAGCUAAUGGGAUGGCAUUUGUAGUGAAAUGCAAGUCAUAAUUCGAGUUAUCAAGGUAAACAAAAUUUAGUUCCAGUUAGCAGGAAUUCGUGUUAUCCGAGAAAAAUGACUGAAAAGAAGGGUCAAAUCCAAGAGAAAUGUGACUUUGUUCGUGUUAGCGGGGAGUUUGAGUUAUCCAAGCUUGAGUUAUUGGGGGUUCUACUGUUGGUGAGGGUAUAAUACCUCCAUGCACCACUGUGGAGACACAGGCUGUAUUAGACAGGCCAGGAUAACCACCAGCAAUAAGGCUGAUUUUAACACAAAAAAGACAGCUGUGUUGAAAAUGUGGCUUAUGUCGGCAUUCCAAAACAGUUGGCAGUACCUAAGAUACCCUCUAGAUUGCACUCUACUGCUGGUUGCUACCAUUUUUUAUUUAUAAACUGGUUUUAAUUAUUUUCUCCAGUUGCUGAUAAAUGUCUAGAAAGCCAAAUUCAUUUAGUAAGGAUUACUUUUACCUUGUAUUUGUUUUUCAGAUACAAUGAAAAUUCAGCAUAAAGCUCAUGGUGCAAAGGUAAGAUUGAUUAUUUUAGGGCAGCACAACAAGCAGCUAAUGCCAACUUAAGUUCAAUUUAUUCUUUAUUUUCAUUCACAACAGACAUCUUUUCAUGUUUGCUUUAUUGGGUUUUUAAUUUAAACAAAUUGGAAAUGUACUUCAACCUUCAUGUGCUCACCUCCUCUUCUAAAUGACUGAUCACUUAUCCCAGACUGUCCAACCUUUUGGGUAUGUAAAUUUGGGAUAUUUUUUAAUGACUGAAUGAAUCCCGCGGGUGCCAAGUGCACAAGCCCCCAGGGGGUCUAGGGGAUUGCUUGCCCAGAAAAUUUUGAAAACUUGAUGCCUAGAAAUGCUAUUUCUAGUGUUCUGAGAGGACAAACUUGUGUCUAAAAUGUUUGCUGUAAAUCGAUUGUCAUUUUAAUGCUUAUUUUCAAUAGUAAUUUUUUACUACAAGUAUAUUUUUUGGUUUUAUUAAUGUUUCCUGGAUAUUAGUUUUGGUUAGUAUACUCUGUUAGGUGUUCUUAUAUUAGUAUCCUGAAAACAUCAGAAAAGAUUGUCAAAAUUGGGAUUUUUCCUAUCCCGUUUGUAUAUUGGUCCGGAUUCGGGACUUUUAAGGAAAAUCGGGAGAAUCCCACCGAGAUCGGGAUGAUUGGACUGUUUUAUUAUCCAUAACCCAUAACACUGAUGUUGUUCCUAGCAAAAGCACUUUGAACCUCUGGUACAUUAAAUGUAUACUGAAAACAAGACUACUGUUAGGGGAUAAUGGUUUCACAUAAUUUGUACUGAUUUUAAACUGUCAAGAACAACCAGUUUGCACAUAACACAUAUUGAUCACAUUGCUGACACAUAUGUGUCAGCGAUAUGGAAAGGAGUCUUUUGCUGUCCCUUGACUGAAGAAUGAUUACAGGUGGUAUAAUUAUAUUUAGAAAUCUUACCUUUUUUGCAUGCAAACCAUGAGGUAAAAACAACAUGCUGUAGUCACGUAGAAAGUGGCGCGUAUGGCUUUGAGCAUGUGCUAGCUUUCAUCACCAUUCACCCAUGGGCAAAUAGUAAAUGAGUAAUCGACCAAUCAGAGUGCGCACUUUUUUUUUUGUAAUGUUAUAUUUGGUGUAAUCGAGUUGGGGACAGGUGCAAUCACCAAAUGACGCAACACAGAAGAUUUAAAAGAUACUGAACAGUAAUUCCCACACCACAACACAAAAGCCAACUUAGUUGGUUCCCAAAACCAAGAAACACCCCCUGUGAGUGAUCACUUUUUGUUCUAGGAAAAGCUUAGAUUGUUGUUGGUGUUUUUUUGAAAAUGUAAAUUUAUACCUAGUAAGUAAAUUUUCUUUUCUUUUCUAUAAUUACUUUAAAAUAAAUUGACUUUUUAGACAAGUGAUCCAGUUAUAAACACAGAAAAUGAUGAGGCGCUCAUUUUAAAAUUAGACUCCAGUCUUCAUGACAAUGGAAUUGGUGAGUGAAAUUAAGUUUCAUUUCAUUUAAUAUUUUUCCCUAUGAAAAUAAUUCAAAUUUCAAUUUCCUUACUCUCUGAUCAUAUGAAAAGAGAUAUUUUAGCUGUCUUUCUUAGUCUCCACUGAUAGUAAACCAUAAAUGCAUAAUUGUUGUGAAAAUCUAGCUUUUCUCUUUUUUAUGCCUAUUUUGUACAUAUUUAAAAUGUACUAGCUCUUCACCCAAAUAAUAGGCAAUUAUGAUUAUUGUCAAUCUGACAUCAGCCAGGACAGCUGCACUAUAAUGGUGAUAAAACCCUGUUCUAUCCUGCAAUAAUGUGCCUCCCCUCUACCCCCUGACUCAAUAAUUCAAAAUCAACGACAAGAAAAAGUAAUUAAUAAAUUAUUGUAUACCAUUAUACAUAAUUUUAUCUUAAACUUCUCAACAGAACAUGAAACAGAAAUCUCUCUUUUCAAGAAAGAGGAUUACAAGAAAUACCAAGCCAACCCAAUUUUAAAGUGGUAG
Messenger RNA from Porites evermanni, 4127 nucleotides. NCBI's taxonomy places the organism in Eukaryota, Metazoa, Cnidaria, Anthozoa, Scleractinia, Poritidae. The record is from the annotation of a GenBank genome assembly.